GGAGGAAGCCGAUUCUCACGUCAGUCAGUCACGUCUGAAGGCGUGGCUACACGUCCUUUGUUCUGUGAUUGGGUAAAAUGUUUUAAGGGGGCGUGUGUUUAGGUGGCAGCCCCUGGCUGGGACAGGUCGUGUCUUCCUUGUAGUCGGUGGUCGGAUCAUGCUGUUUCCUGGGGGCUGAUCGUGGAGUUGUGAGAGCCCAGGGGGAAGGAGGAUCACCUGAGAUCCGGGGAUCAGUACAGGUGUGAUUAUGUGGGCUGCAUGCUGUAAUUGGUUGUGUGUAGAUACUGGCCCUGAAGAGAUCCAACAGCGUGGGAGAGCACCGGACCGCACCCAUCAGAGCGUCAGAACCUCUCCUCCGGUUGCAGAGGUCACCUGCAAAACUUGCGGUACUAGACUUCAAUCCACUACAAGGAAGACUUCAUGCAUGGAUUGCAGAAACAUCUUCUGUGGAUCAUGUCUUCAGCAACUAAAUGAUGGCCUACCUCUUUGUCAGGUGUGCCGGAGGAUACGUUCCACUUCCUUUACCCGGGAUGAGUUAUUAAAGCUAAAAGUAAAAGAUCUUCGAGACUACUUGUCCAUGAGAGAAAUACCCACUGACCUAUGCCGUGAAAAAGAAGAUUUAGUACAGCUUGUUUUGGGACUGAGACCCAUGCCCUACCCAGAUGUGACUAUUGUUCCCCCAGUUUCAUUUAGACAGAACAGCUACAGAGCAGGAAAUGGCUCAUCUCCGACACAGCUAACACAAGACAUUCCAACGACGGAUCAAAAUGUAUCCUCUAAUGCAGAUACCAGCGUACAAGAACUGAUAGAGGAUCAGCAGGAAGAUGAAACGGAGUCCAUAGAUUCAGAAGAGAUUCUGGUGCCAGGAAGAAGGGCCUCACUUUCUGACAUCAGCAACCCAGAUGACAUAGAAUCCUUGUCCGUGCGUCAGCUGAAGGAGAUUUUGGCCAGAAACUUUGUGAAUUACAAGGGCUGCUGUGAAAAAUGGGAGCUAAUGGAGCGUGUAACUCGACUGUACCAUGAACAGAAGGAUCUUAUACAAAAAGCUUCUGUGGUGGAUGAAGAAGGCAAACCCAGUGCUGUAAUUGAUGAACACCUGUGCAAGGUCUGCAUGGAUUCCCCCAUUGACUGUGUAUUGUUGGAGUGCGGCCAUAUGGUAACCUGCACAAAGUGUGGCAAACGCAUGAGUGAAUGUCCCAUCUGUCGACAAUAUGUAGUGAGAGCAGUCCACGUAUUCCGAUCUUGACCUGGUUUCUCAAUAGUGCAACAGUCUGCAUGGUUGUGAACUGGUAUGGCUAACCAAGACUAUGUAAUGAACCUACAACUGCUCUUGAAUAAUUCUUGAACCUCAUGCUAUAUGAUGUCGUCUCUAUUCACAAUUCUAUGUCUUGGCAUUGCAUAAAGUUGUUGGAACAAGAACCCCAACAGAGGCUCCCCAAUGUAGGACAAUCAACAUCUUUUGGUACAGAAAAAUACAAGAGCGUGGACUUCUGUUUGAUACCAUUUGUGCCUUUUUGCAUUGCCUUAACCAUUUUUUGCUACUAAAUGACUUUUGUUUUUAAAUCAAAAGGGUUGUUUUUUGAAGACUUGCAACUUUUAUUUGUGGAAAAAAUAAUAAUAAUUUGGAGCAAGAGUAUGUGAGGUAAUAAGUACCAAAGUUGAUAGUGGGCUCAAUUCACAAAAUGUUAUGUACCAUUUUAAGAACGGCGCUAAAAUAGCUUGUAGCGUUUUUAAAUUUUUUGUUUGCAAUGCACUAAAACUGCCUACUAAAAUACCGCAAGCGUUAUUUCUUGAAGUGAUGCGAUAUAUUAGUAGGGAAAACUUGUAUUUUAACACUGGCAAUCGCCAUCCUAAACAAGUGAAUAGCUGAUUAAGAGGCAGGCACCCACCACAUCCUUAACAACCACGAUGAUUCCCCA
Messenger RNA from Rana temporaria (common frog), 1919 nucleotides. It is a transcript of the gene RFFL, whose product is annotated as ring finger and FYVE like domain containing E3 ubiquitin protein ligase. The coding region runs from base 248 to 1246 and encodes 332 amino acids. The transcript is spliced from 7 exons. Gene Ontology annotation, biological process: proteasome-mediated ubiquitin-dependent protein catabolic process; negative regulation of extrinsic apoptotic signaling pathway via death domain receptors; protein K48-linked ubiquitination. NCBI's taxonomy places the organism in Eukaryota, Metazoa, Chordata, Amphibia, Anura, Ranidae. Gene Ontology annotation, molecular function: ubiquitin protein ligase activity. The record is from RefSeq and is a predicted model, not a curated record. Gene Ontology annotation, cellular component: plasma membrane; cytoplasm.